This is a messenger RNA of Etheostoma cragini (Arkansas darter), 6874 nucleotides long. It is a transcript of the gene lamc3, whose product is annotated as laminin, gamma 3. Lineage: Eukaryota; Metazoa; Chordata; Actinopteri; Perciformes; Percidae. The record is from RefSeq and is a predicted model, not a curated record. The coding region runs from base 261 to 5177 and encodes 1638 amino acids. The transcript is spliced from 28 exons.
CUCUGUCUGUCUCAUGCUGCCCCUGAUCAAAGGAGUUCCUGCACCAACUUCAUUCCACUGCACAGAGGGAGAACACAUGUUGGAGGCUCAGCAGAGACGGAGCAGAGAGAGUAGACAAACAAAGCUCUCACAUACUGGACCUAUUUUUUAAUGUUGGAUUACUUUUCUCAUGCCAGGGACUUUAUGCGUUUGCGUCUUUGCAUCAGAGCGUAUGAGUGUGAAAGUUUGUGUUUGUGUGUAAAUUUGAACUGUUUUUAAACAUGGAUUCAUCAUUUGCUGUGAGCUCUCUUCCCCUGGCCCUUUUAUUCUCUCUUCAUCUACACAGCCACCUCCUUGUUUGGGCCGCAAUGGACUCUUGCUAUGAUGAAGAAGGCGCCCCAAGCCGCUGCAUGCCCAAGUUUGAGAACAUUGCCUUCAAUCGUACUGUGGUGACAUCAAAUGUGUGCGGUUCCCCACCUGAGGACUACUGCAUGCAGACUGGCUCAACGCGCUCAUGCCACCACUGUGACGCAUCAGAUCCCGACCUGAGCCACAAUGCCAGCCUCCUGACAGACUUCAACAGGAAUGAGGAGCCAACAUGGUGGCAGAGCCAAUCCAUGUAUUAUGGUAUCCAGCACCCCAAUUCUGUCAACCUUUCCCUCCACCUGGGGAAGGCUUUUGAGAUAACCUAUAUACGAUUGAAAUUCUACACCAGUCGGCCGGAGAGCUUCGCCAUCUACAAGCGCACGGAAGUGGAUGGGCCCUGGUUGCCUUACCAGUAUUACAGUGCUUCUUGUAUGAAGACCUAUGGGAAGGAUGCUAAGGGUUACAUACGCCCCGGGGAUGAUGAGAAGACUGCUUUAUGUACAGAUGAGUUCAGUGAUAUCUCUCCACUCACUGGAGGAAACGUGGCUUUUUCCACCCUGGAAGGAAGGCCAGGUGCAUACAACUUUGACCAAAGCGUGGUGUUGAAGGAAUGGGUGACAGCCACUGACCUGCUCAUCUCUUUGGACAGGCUUAACACUUUUGGAGAUGAGUUCUUCAAGGACGCUAAAGUGUUGCGCUCCUACUUCUAUGCCAUCUCUGAUUUCUCUGUAGGUGGCAGAUGUAAGUGUAACGGUCACGCCAGCGAGUGUGUUGAUGGGGAACAUCUGGGCCUGGUCUGUUCCUGCCAACAUCACACUGUUGGAGAUGACUGCCAGAGAUGUCACCCCUUUUACCAGGACAGACCCUGGGCCAGGGCCACUGGAGACUCUGCCAAUGAGUGUUUGAAGUGUAACUGCAGUGGAAGGUCAGACGAGUGCGUGUUUGACAUGGAGCAGUACCGAAGCACUGGCAGUGGGGGGCGCUGUGUGAGCUGCAGAGACAACACUGACGGGCCCCAUUGUGAGCGCUGCAGAGAGAACCACUACAGGAAGUCUGCUGAAGAACCCUGCCUACCCUGCAACUGCAAUAUUGAUGGUUCAGUGAGUCUGCAGUGCGAUGUAGAAGGAAGGUGUGCAUGCCGAGUUGGCGUGACAGGGGAGAAGUGUGACACAUGUCGGGCUGGCUUUCACUCGCUUGGCCCUGGAGGCUGCAGGUCGUGUGAAUGUGACCCCAGUGGGACUGUGGACAAUUGCUCUCCUCUGGAUGGACGCUGUCACUGUAAGCCAAAUGUGGAGGGACAGAGCUGUGACAGAUGCAAGCCAGGCUUUUUCAACCUACAACAAGUGAACCCAGCAGGCUGCCAAGCAUGUUUUUGCUUUGGCCACUCGCUGGCCUGCUCUUCGUCCAAUCACUAUGAGGCUAUUAACAUCUCUUCUGACUUCAUUGAAGAUCAGGAUGGCUGGUUGGGAGAGUUCUCAGCAGGCCAGGAGUACCCUCUGCUGUGGAAGGAAGGUGAAGUCUACCUGCUGCCUCUUACGGUGGAAGACACUGGCUUCUACAAAGCCCCUGAGAAAUUCCUGGGUCAUCAAGUCUUCAGCUACGGCCAGCUCCUCUCCAUCACCUUCACCUCUGAGACCACUGAGCUGCUUCCUGACCGAGUCACCUUGCUACUCCAAGGCUCUGGAGUCACCCUGUCUGCUGACCUUUCACCCCAACCAGUGCUUGACCUUGACUCCGGCUUCACAUCGCAGCACUCCUUCAUUGUCAGGCUUCAUGAAAAUGAGAUGAGAUUUGAACCUCCGCUGUCUCCGUUUAAGUUCCAACAACUACUUAACAACCUGACAACUCUCAGAAUCAGCAACGCUGGAGGACAGAACUACACAUCUCAGCUCGCAGGGGUAACCCUGACCUCAGCCUUCUUGUCCGCUGGUCCAGCCAAUCCUCCGGCUCCAUGGGUGGAAUCUUGUUCCUGUCCCCCGGGCUUUGCAGGCCAGUUUUGUGAGCGGUGCACCCCAGGAUUCACCUGGGAAGACCCCAGCAGAGGGUCUCUCUCAAGAUGUGUACCAUGCAACUGCCACCAGCAUGGAACCUGUCAUCCAGAGACAGGUGUGUGUGAGUGCUCAGACUUCACCACUGGGAUGACCUGUGAGCACUGCCUGGAUGGUUACUAUGGCAAUGCUUUGAUUGGCACCCGUGGUGAUUGUCAGCCUUGCCCUUGCCCGGACCGUACCAGCUGUACAGAAAUUGCGGAGACUGGACAGGUGGUCUGUACCAACUGCCCUACACGACAGACGGGGAUUCGCUGUCAGAUGUGUGAAGAUGGUUACUAUGGUGACCCCUUGGGACAUUCUGGGGCAGCUCAACCGUGUGUGAGAUGCAACUGCAAUGGCAACGUGGACUUCAACGCUUUGGGAAUAUGUGACCACAUCACCGGGCGAUGUUUGAAAUGCUUGAGACACACAGAGGGCGAGCACUGCCAACGCUGCCAGCAAGGUUUCUAUGGCGAUGCCCUGAACCAGACAGCAGGCCAGAAGUGCAAGCCGUGCAGCUGCAAUCCUGGGGGAACCUCUGGACACGUGAAUGAAUGCCACCCUCAAACAGGAAAUUGUCAGUGCCUUGCUCAAGUUACCGGACGGGAUUGCAGUUAUUGUGAAGUAGGCUUCUUCAACCUCCAACCAGGUGCAGGAUGUGAGAGGUGCAAGUGUAAUCCGAUUGGCUCAUCGUCCAUCGCAUGUCAACCAAUCACAGGGCAGUGUGUGUGUCGUGCAGGAGUGAAAGGAAGACUGUGUGAUUCUUGCCGCGUGGGCUUCUUUGGAUUCUCGUCACAAGGUUGCAGAGCCUGUAACUGUGACCCAAUGGGCUCCAUUUCCAUGCAGUGUCACAGUAACGGUACCUGCCACUGUCGCCAGGGCUUUGUGGGUUAUAAGUGUGACAAAUGUGAGUUGAACUAUUUCCACAACACAGCCACACAUCAGUGCGAGGAGUGCCCAGUCUGCUAUGGUCUUUUAAAAAAACAGGCAGAAAAGCUGAGGACUCGCCUGCAGAAUUUGGAGAAGCUGCUGGCUCCCUUUGAUUGCCGCGGUAGAUUUGGGGAGCAGCACCACCUGCUGAAGUAUCACAUGGCCAGGCUUUAUGAGCAUGAGCACCAGAGGGAGGAUAUUUUACCGAAUGCUCUGGAGGAUUUUCUGGCCUUCCAAGAAGCACGGGAGGCCUUCAUAAAACAAUUUUCCUUGCUGGAAGCUUCCACAGGCACACUCUUAGCCCAGCUGCACGGCAUUACAUCUGCUUUGAACUGCAGCAUCAGCAUGACGGGGGAAGAGGGGAAGGAUAGGAGGAAGGAUGAAGGGAGUAGGGGUGUGUGUCAAACCUUUACAGAGACUAGGUUCAUGGUCAGAGUGUCUCAGAAACAGCUAAAGCAGGCAACAGUGGACCUGGACAACAUGAUCAUUCCUUUUGAGGUGGUGUCAGGACCCAACAAAUGGAACAUGAUGGUCAAUGACUCACAGUCCCUAAUGAAAAGUCACAAAGAAACAGCAGAGCACAUUGAGGCCAUAGCCAGCAGGGCGGUAAGCGCCUCGGAGCAGACCUUGGCUUUCCUGAUGGAUCUACUGCAGGACAACUCAACAGAGGAGUACAUCAUGAACCUAACAGAGCAAAUAACACAAAUGCAGCAGCAGAAGGAGAACCUGACAGCGCAGGUGAAUGAAACUGUAGCCAAACAGCUGGUCCUGAAGGGGGAAGCUGCUGCUUUAAAGCUUGCCCUGGGUAAUAUCACAUCAUCCUUACAUCAGCUGGCUCUGACAGAUGCCAGCCCAUCAACAGAGCCUGACCAAACACAGCUCAACCUAACAUAUCCAACCAACCAUACAACAAAGUGGGGCGAGGACCUGCUAAAACAGACAGAAGAGUUGGACCGGCAAAUUCAGACCAAAGACCAUCUCAUCAGUAAGAUCAGAGAGGAAAUGGAGCCUCUAAAACUGACUGCCAACAAGAAACUGGAGAUUGUGGAUGACAUCAGUGAGCUGCAUGCUCACGCCCAAGGGGCAAAGGUCAUGGCUUUGUCGUCCGUGGUGACAGGGAAAGAAGUGGAAUCUGACGCCAUCGCCCUGCACAGGGAACUAGAAUACAUGGUGAGGGAGUGGCCCCGUCAGCAGGCCCAGACCAAGGCUGCAAUAAAGAAGGAAAGACCCUUGGAGGAAAAGGUUCUCGCUGAUGUCAGGAAAAGGGUCUCACAGAUUGCAAAGAUGCUAAUACCAGCUCUGGAAAACUCCAGCCUCUCCAGCAACACCACGAAGGAGGCAGAACAAACAGCACAUGCUGUGGCAAAGGAAUCCAAAGCCAUUCUGACCCAAGCCAAGCAUACCAGGACUGCAUCUGCUCACCUUAGCUCCCAUAUAGACUCUGCUUUACAACAGCUGGCUGAGCAGGAGAUGCAAACGGACGCAGCCAACUCCCAGAUCACUUCCGAGCCUGCGGUUACCCUGACCAGUGUUAAGGAAGACAUGGAAGCAGCCAAGCUUCAGUUGAAGGCCUAUUCUGUUACACUAACUGAGCUAAUCAGCAAGAUUGAUGGUAACAUGCAGCUGGAGCGGUUUGACCGAAUCUUAAACGAGACAGCGCGUCGCCUUAGCAUGCUCCGCGGGAGCGUUGAGAGUCCGGCGCUGGGCAUGAAGAUCCAGAAGCUGCAUUUGGCCGCUAAGGAACAGCAAAGCCGGAUGUCCAUCAUUGAACAGGACUUAGAGGAGAUCAUAGAGGAGAGAGACAGUCUCAGGGACAUAGCUUUAAACCUGCCUCAGUCCUGUCCCCAGGCCACAGGAGCAGGUAAGGUCUAGAUACUCUUCAUGACAGGGAUUUGAUGAAACAGCUGAACAUCAGAAACGUCUGGGAGGAUUUUUUUAAUGAAAGGGGCUGUGGUCUUUUUUUUCUGCUCAGAUAUAUCCUUACAUAUUCCCUUACACUUCCCACCUUUUGCCUCAAGGUACACUUUAUUUUACCAUCUCAAUACACUGUCUCACACACAUUCCAGCCAAAAGCCACAUAGCUCUCCACUGUCUCCCAUACUUUAUAACUAACGUUCUUUUUUGUUUGUUUUUUUUGCUUUCUUUUUUACCAACAAGAUCAGAACUUUGAUUUCACCAUGAAUAAUAUCCAGCCGUUCUGAACUGCUGGAGUGCCCUAUCAAGUUUAAAAUAAUGCAGAUUUUCUUUUUUUUUCUUUGUCGAGGUAAAAGGUUUAUGUGAGUGUUUCUCUAGACUGACACAUUCAUUUACACUUGAGCUCUUUUUCAUCAGCCUAGCUUAAUUAACAAUUAGUCUCCUUGGCCUCAGUGGGGUUCAGGUCAGGCUUCAAAAGCACACAACCUGUGUUCGGGAUUCUAACAGUGCCUACAGUACCCUCUGUUUUUGUGGAUUCUUCAUUAUUAUUAUUAUUAUUAUUGGGUUCAUGGUCUUAAAACAGUACAACAAUUACAUUCAUCUCUUUGUAUGCUAAAACAGUGGACCAUCACCCGUUGCACCUGAAUGGGCGUGUAGGUGAGUGAAAGAUUUUGCAGUAGUAAAGGAAGGAAUACACACACAAUUCUUUUUUUUACCACCAUUUGAACAAAAAUCAAAUCAAUCAACUUUUAUCUGUCACAUGAAAAUCAUUCAAUUCCAGUGAAAUGUAGUCCCAUCAACUCCUUCAACUUGUGCACGAUUCAUCAUUAAGCAGAAAGUUUGUGUGUGUGUGCGCGCCGUACCUUCUUCAUAACCUCAAAAGGGAGAAAAGGUUUCCUGUUUGUUUUUUAGAAGAUCAAUACUGUCACAUCUGUACGCUAAACAUGUUUAUUGUAUUUGUUAAAAAACACAAGUUGGGUUACUGAGUACCUGGCCUCUCGCUGUAACAACAGCACGUUUUGGUAAGUGUUAUAUCUCGGUAAAGAAGACGUUUACACCGACCCGAAAUACAUACAUGCAUACAGUAGCUAUGCAUUAAUGGAGAGAUGUCAAAGCAAGGGUGCUGCCCAUGGACAGACGGCCUGAGCAACUGGCGAUUUGAUGCCUUGCUCAAAGGCACCUCAGCAGUGCACAUGGAGUGACCUGGCACCUCUCCAGCAACCAGUACACACUCCAAACUUGACCCGUACAGGGACUUGAAUGAGCGACUCUUUUUCAUUACUUCAAGUAUUACCUUUAAACCACAAACAAGAUAUACCGUGUUAAUUUGUGAGCUUUGCCUGUUCCUGCCUUAAGGCUACGCUGAGCUAAUCUCCAGAUGACUAGCUUCAUAGUUAACAACAGAUAUGACAGUCUUAUUGAUCUUCUCAUCUAACUCUUGACAAUAAAGUGAAAUAAAUGCAUUUUCCAAAACGUAAAAUUAUUCCUCAGUCAUAUAUCAGUCAUUAUUCUCACUUUUCUGUGCUGUUUGUUGUCAAACUAACUCCAAAAGCACAACUGUUAUCACUUUCACCACAACAUUAUGCUGUGCCCGAUAUUGGUUCACACACUGAUUGAAGAGGUUAACCCAAAUAAACUAUUUAAUAACAUUUGUA